Rubroshorea leprosula is the source of this 764-nucleotide messenger RNA. The record is from the annotation of a GenBank genome assembly. NCBI's taxonomy places the organism in Eukaryota, Viridiplantae, Streptophyta, Magnoliopsida, Malvales, Dipterocarpaceae.
CAAGUUCUCAAAUUCAAAGCAUUUGUUCAUAGCCAACACCCAACAGUAGCAAUGGUGAUGAUCUUUGAGAAGAAGCUUGAAGAAAAUGACAUUAAACAUAGAAUGAGGCUUCCCAGUGAUUCCAACUGGGAACAACUUCCAUCUGCGAGAGAAACGUUGGUGGUUAGAGAUGAGGACAAUAAUACACGGAAUUUUUCCUACAGCAAAUCGUCCGGUAGGUCAUAUCUCAGUGGUAAUGGUUGGAAUGGCUUUGUGGCAAGCAAAGGCCUUAUAGUUGGUAACGAGAUCAGCCUUUACAAAACAGAUGACUUCUACACAAUUAAAAUAAAAAAUUGACAAAGUGAUUUCCAUAUUUUCAUAUAUCCUUUCGAGUGUUCCUCAGUUAAGUGUCUUUUUCAGAAUAAGAAAUGUUUUUUUAUAGUUUGAUCUACAUUUAAAAAGAUUAGUUCAAGGUUGAAAAAUACCAAGAUAUCAUUAAUGGUGUUUUGGUCAUUUUUCACUCUGAAUUAAUACUUUUAAGUGUAGAACAAACUGAAAAAUAACCUUGAUACUGUUUAUAUCAGCUUUUAGGUUAUGAUAACUUGGUUAUCCGCUUUGUAAUUACAUGGGUUUGGUUUUAAUUUGUGCAUAGGGAUGCUGUUUUUGUGUUGUUUACUACUGUCUAGCUAGGGUACUGUAUUUCUCUAGAAUAUUAUUCGAAUUACUGCAGUCUUGUGUGUGAUUAUGCUAUCAAUGUAAAAUAUUAAUAAAAGUCUCACAUCUUU